This is a messenger RNA of Micropterus dolomieu (smallmouth bass), 494 nucleotides long. RefSeq names its product TRPM8 channel-associated factor homolog. The record is from RefSeq and is a predicted model, not a curated record. The annotation marks the transcript as partial. The transcript is spliced from 3 exons. Lineage: Eukaryota; Metazoa; Chordata; Actinopteri; Centrarchiformes; Centrarchidae.
UUACUAUACCAUCAGAUGUUGUUAGGAGCCUGGAGCACCCUGAUGAGCUGGCGGCGUUCUGGGAUGACAUCAUGAAGGGUGUUGCUGAUCUUGCUGCCAUCCCACACAAGUUUCCCCGCAAAGAACGUUUUGUAACUGAUGUGCAAAUUUCCUGUGGUUGGAUGCAUUCAGGUUAUCCUAUCAUGGCACACAAGCCCACAGCAGCUGAGCUGGUCAGCAUUGACCUUGCUAAGAGUAAAGGCCUGUGGGGCCCCAUACAUGAGCUUGGACACAACCAACAGAGAAGCUGCUGGGAGUUCCCAUCACACACCACAGAGUGUACAUGCAACCUGUGGUCAGUGUAUGUGCAUGAAGAGGUGCUGAGGAUCAACAGGGAACAGGCUCAUCCAGCAAUGACUUCAGCAGAUCGAAAUAGUCGAGCAGAGGAGUAUGUUAAGGGGGGCAAGAAACUCAGCAACUGGCAAAUGUGGGUGGCCCUGGAGACAUAUAUGCAG